Molecule: messenger RNA, 5149 nt
Organism: Styela clava
Lineage: Eukaryota; Metazoa; Chordata; Ascidiacea; Stolidobranchia; Styelidae
Source: RefSeq, a predicted model, not a curated record
CUCAUAAUUCCAACUAGAACUCCAGGAGGAAGAGGAGAUGGUUGGAGAUUCAUCUGAAACAGAUGGCAGUGGCGACAACACAAAAGGAGCGAAGGGGCAAAAAGGCGAUCAAGCUGUGAUGGAACCUGGAAUGUUCAUUCCUGGUCCUCCUGGACCAAUGGGACCUAAGGGAGAUCCUGGACCUCCUGGGUAUCAAGGAGCACCUGGUGUACCUGGUGAACAUGGUGAAAGGGGAGAGCCUGGUAGAGAUGGUAUUCCAGGACAGAAAGGACUUCCUGGGCCUGCAGGACAACAAAUUAUGAUCCCGUUUCGUAUGCCUACAUCUGGAUCGGAAAAAGGGCCAGGAGGGCUUGCGGCUUCAGAGCUACAAGCACAAAUGAUGAUAUCCCAAGCCAGAAUUGCACUUCGAGGUCUUCAAGGGCCCAUUGGUUUGCCUGGAGCGUCAGGCCCUGUUGGUGUACCGGGUCUGCAAGGUAUCAAGGGUGAACCAGGAGAUCCUGGCCCGAUGGGUAUUAGAGGUUCAAGAGGACCACCUGGACAACCUGGAAAAGAGGGAAAAUCUGGUCGAACAGGUGCACCAGGAACCAGAGGAAUAUCAGGGCCUCCUGGCAACAAGGGUGAAAGAGGUUACAAUGGAAUGCCAGGAGUUCCAGGCCACAAGGGAUAUAGGGGAUUGCCGGGUGAAAGAGGACCCAAAGGACUUCAAGGGCCUGGAGGUUCCAACGGAAAACCAGGAGAAGCAGGACCCAGGGGAUUGCCAGGCCAGCAAGGACCACGUGGGCUAAUUGGACAUAAAGGUUCACCUGGAACUAGAGGACCGAUGGGUCCCAGGGGUGUUGAUGGUCCGGCAGGUAUAAAGGGAAGUUUAGGACCACAAGGUAUUCCAGGUCCCCCGGGACAGCAGGGACCACCAGGUUCACAGGGUGUUACAGGACCCCAAGGCCACAUGGGACCCCCAGGAGCCAAAGGACCAGUUGGAAAAUCAGGUUUGCCUGGAUUACCAGGCCAAGACGGAGUAGCAGGUCAUCCCGGAAAAGAAGGGACUGUAGGAGCGAAGGGAUCAUUGGGACCAGCAGGAGGACAAGGACCCCAAGGUUUUCCCGGCUCAAGAGGAGUGACGGGUGAAUCGGGCGUCAGAGGACCCAAGGGACACAAAGGGGAAAAGGGUGGUGAUGGUCUUUCUGGGUUCAAAGGUGACAUGGGACCAAAAGGAGAUCAGGGUGUUUUGGGACCUCCAGGACCUCGUGGAGCAGAUGGUCAGGAUGGAUCAAAGGGAAGGGAAGGUCAAAGAGGGGAACUUGGACCUCCUGGAACACAAGGAGAAAAAGGAAAUGUUGGUGUAACUGGAAUGCAAGGUUAUCCCGGAAGAAGAGGAAUAAAGGGUGAGAUUGGACCGGAUGGAAAACCAGGCUUACAAGGGGAAAAGGGAGAAAAGGGACCAUCUGGAAAAGCAGGAGAUCAAGGACAAAGAGGUCCACGGGGACCAAGGGGAGAUCGUGGUCUUCGUGGAGUAGCUGGGAAGCCCGGUGUAAAAGGCGAAAGGGGGCAAGAUGGGCCAACUGGAGCUAUUGGGGAAAGAGGACCACCUGGGCCUCUUGGUCCUAUUGGUUUCCAAGGAUCCAAAGGGCCUCCAGGUCCAGCAGGAAAAGACGGUUUGCCAGGCCACCCAGGAGCUCGUGGUGACACUGGGUUCCAAGGUAAAACAGGUCCACCUGGUCCAUCAGGUGUGGUGGGACCUCAGGGACCCAAUGGAGAGAUUGGACCCACAGGAAUGACUGGACAUCCUGGACCACAAGGUUUGUCUGGUGAACCUGGACUCCCCGGAAGUUCUGGAAAAGAAGGAGCAAAGGGGGAUCCUGGCCCGGCUGGGUUGCAAGGUAAAGUAGGACCACCUGGGCUACAAGGCUUUCCGGGCAACAGAGGUCUUCAAGGUGAAAGGGGACCGGCUGGAGUGAAAGGUAGUGAAGGGCCAGCAGGACCACCGGGACCACAGGGUUCAUCUGGUGCAGCUGGGCCUCCCGGACCAACAGGAGCUAUCGGACAACCAGGAAGACCAGGACCGGAUGGACCAGCAGGCUCAGCGGGAGAAAAGGGCGAACCGGGCGAAAUGGGUGCUAUUGGACCAGCUGGUAGAGAUGGAUUGCAAGGACCCCCUGGUCAAACAGGACCAACUGGACUAGUUGGCGGUAGAGGCGAAGAUGGUGACAAAGGUGAAACUGGACCACCAGGUGCGCAAGGGCUCAAAGGUUCGAAAGGAGACUUUGGUCCUCCAGGACCACCAGGAGAACAAGGACCAAUUGGACAACCUGGUCCUGCCGGAAAUGAUGGAGAACCUGGACCAAGGGGACAACAAGGUCUACAUGGAGCAAAGGGUGAUGAAGGAUCUCGUGGCUUCUCUGGUCCCCCAGGACCGAGAGGAUUGCAAGGAAUUCCUGGGUCAACUGGUUUGAAGGGUGACAAUGGUGAUACUGGACCACUUGGACCUCCUGGACCAAUUGGACAGCGGGGGCCACAGGGUACAUCAGGUGUUGAGGGUCCAAUGGGUCCACCUGGAGCUAGAGGUCAGCCUGGUAGUGUUGGUGAAAAAGGAGAUGCAGGCAAUCCUGGAGCACCUGGAGGUCCCGGCAAUAUGGGGCCAGCAGGGUCAAAAGGUGCCUCGGGAACGAAAGGAGAUAGAGGAACAGAUGGAUCUCAAGGUGAGCCAGGACCGAGAGGACCACGUGGUAAAGAUGGACCUAAAGGACAUCAGGGACCAAUUGGAUUCCCUGGUGACCCAGGUCCCCAAGGUAUGAUGGGACCUCCUGGUGUUGACGGUGAAGCUGGUGAUAAAGGUGAAGAUGGAGAUCAAGGGGAACGGGGACCACCAGGGCCUGAAGGCGACUCUGGACCUCCUGGAGAAGCUGGACCAAGAGGACCUGCAGGACCAGAGGGGAAAGAGGGUAGAUCUGGUGAAAAAGGAGCAAAGGGUGACAUUGGUGAAGUUGGUCCCAUGGGAAAAACUGGACAGCCAGGUUCAAUAGGAAAACCAGGAAAGCAAGGAAAUGAUGGUCUUAUGGGUCCACCAGGACCAGAGGGAAUGCAAGGAGACUCCGGCCCGCCAGGACCAACAGGUCCAAAUGGAAAAGAGGGACCAGCUGGAAUAAGAGGGGAAAAGGGAAAUCUGGGAUUACCUGGACAAAAGGGUCAUCCUGGACUGAUGGGAUUGAUUGGUCCACCUGGAGAAGAAGGACCCAAAGGUUCCAGAGGUUUACAAGGCCCGGAAGGAGGGGUGGGAUCGAAAGGUGAUGAAGGUAGAGAUGGACCUGCUGGACCGAUUGGGCCACAAGGACCUCCUGGUUUGCCUGGAUCUUUUGGUAUCAAAGGAAACAAAGGAUCUGAAGGCCCUCAUGGUCCGAAGGGUAAUGAAGGACCACCUGGUCCACCAGGACCACCCGGACCACCUGGAAAAUCAUAUGACCCAUCCCCGUAUAAUGGCGCAUCCUCCUUCAAGGCAGAGUCAAGAAAGAGAAGAGAUGCUGUUUUCAGAAUGGAUGAUCAUCCACAAGGCAUGGAAGAAAUAUUUAUGGGACUUGAUUCACUUGCCCAAGAAAUCAGUGAUCUGCAAGAAAAGAUUGGAAUUGAGCCGAAUGGAUCACGGGAAAACCCAGCUAGAUCUUGCAAAGAUCUCUGGCUCUGUCAUCCUGAUUAUGAAUCUAAGGCCUACUGGAUUGAUCCAAAUGGAGGUUGCCAUGCUGAUGCCAUCGAAGUAUUUUGCAAUUUUGAAUUGGAAGGUGAAACUUGUUUGACACCAGGAACGGAAAAGCAAAAUCCACAUCGAUGGCCAAAGGCAACUCCUGGAACUUGGUUCAGCUCAUACAUUAAAGGAUACAAGAUCGAAUAUGACAUCCCAGAAACACAAAUGAAAUUUCUUCGCCUUCUUUCAUCAAAGGCUAGACAGACUUUCACCUAUAUCUGUGUUAAUUCUGUUGGAUGGGAAGAUUCUGAGGGAAACUUUGAUCAAGCUGUUAGAUUGAUGGGAGCGAAUGAAAUGGAAAUCACCAAGCAUUCAACUGAUCCCAAAAUUACAGUUGUCAGAGAUACAUGCAUGAAUGGCACUGGACUUGGUGAAGUGAUGAUGGAAAUUGACUCAGAAGAUCUUGAUGCAUUGCCGAUUGUUGACUACAAAGCAUUCGACUUCGGAGAAAGCAGUCGACAGCGUCAUGGUUUCAAAAUGGGAGAUGUUUGUUUCAGUGGCUGAGAAACGUUGUUUUAUGGCAGAAUUUGGUACAUGAUAUUGCUUAACUUUUUCAAGUCAGUGAUGUGAAAACAGGAUUUGUGUUUGGAAAGAAACAUGCACCUCUGAAACCUUCAGCAAUCAUAAUAUGUACACUGCAAAAUAAAAUAAUAAGUUGCACUUCACGAAAAGCGGAGGUAGAAUUCAUGAAAUGAGACAUUGUUGUUUCUGUAAUUUUUUAUAGUAUUAUAUCGCAAACAAGCGCAAUAUUUCAACUGUGACGAUUGUAUUUAUGUUGCUUUUUAUGUUAUAUGUUCCGUGUAGGACACCUAGACUAAGCCUUGUGUAGUCUGUGCUUUGCCAGUGCAGUCUAUCGCUCAUCGGCUUUUCAACUCAAUUUAUGUAAUGGAAUUUUCUCGAUGAACCCUUGUGGAAUGCGGGUAAUUAUGUGCUGGUAUUACCCGAAUUUCAACAAGGAAAUUGUGAUUCAAUUAUUUGGUAAUUAAUUGUGAAUUUGACUGUUAAAAUUCUCCUGAGCCUUGAAAAUGGGGAUCUGCGUGCUGGCUUUUCCCCAUUUUCAGUCUCGCUGAGUAUUGCGAAAUAUAUGACUGACUUUUAAUUGAAAACAGUAAAUGUUAAUUAGUUUUAUGUUAUGUGUUUAUUGUCCACAUAUGUCAUGGUCCACUACUAACUCCGAUCAGUGAUUGUCAUUUUUGUUGCUGUUCUUUCCUUUGUCCUGAUUAGAUUAUCUGUGUCCAUAUGAAGCAAUGCUUCGUAUACGACUUAUAACUACUAUACUUCAAGAAGUUGCAUGUUGAAAAAGUGUUUUGAUUUUAUAUCGAAGAUUUGAACUUUUAUAUUGGAUUUGAAUACUCAGCCUUAUUUUAAAUGGUAUUUUCAUAAAUAAAACGCCACAUGGCAUCUUGGAGCAAAACA